Molecule: messenger RNA, 366 nt
Organism: Parastagonospora nodorum SN15
Lineage: Eukaryota; Fungi; Ascomycota; Dothideomycetes; Pleosporales; Phaeosphaeriaceae
Exons: 2
Coding region: 1-366 (121 amino acids)
Source: RefSeq, a predicted model, not a curated record
AUGGGCACCAACACCCCAAAAAUAUCCGCCCGCCACCAAAACGGGCACCUGCCUACACACUCUGACACGGGCAUUCUGCACCCUACCAUCGAAGCCAUGAACGCGACUCUCGCUCGUAAUCUGGCUUCGCACAUAGGCACACCUGCUCCUGCGCCUCGAAGCGAAAAGGCAAAUGAGUACCGGGUUCGCUUGAGUAUCCGCAUGCCGCGCUCGGAAGAAGAGAGUGAUGCGGAGAUGAGUAGGGAUGUUAGGGGGUGGGAGUCUGAGGGGACAGUAUCGGCGGAUGAGAACGAGGAUGAGGAUGGGGAGGGGAGGAGGGAUUCAGCGUUUGGGAAGGUUUGUGCUGAGAGGAAAUUGGGAGUUUGA